GUCGAUGGAUCCUCAACUCCCCGGCCUCGGGAUUAUUAUUCUGUUACAGCAGCGCGUCGUGGAUGGUUGAGGGCAAGAAGAUCCCUACAUCUGUGCUCUUGACUCUGUGCGAUUACCAUGAACAAACGCUAGCCAUACAAUUGCUGUUGAAAUCAUGUUAGGCCCUCUGGAACUCUCGCUCUUCCCUUCCUGCUAUGACUGCCUCGCGUGGUCGGCAGAUGGGGAGCUCGCGAUCGCCGCCGGAGAGUACAUCCAAAUCUUAACGCCGAAAAACACGGUUGGCCAGUCUGAAUUUGACUCAACCCAAUCCCCCAUUACCAAUUGGCAUUCAAGUCGCUUUCGUGUAAAUGUUUUCACGAACAAUGAGUGGCCGACGAUCGAUCCCCAAAAUCGAGACAACUUCUCGCUGGGCGCCGAGCAAUCGAUCAGUACCGUCGUAGCGUUGGCCUGGUCGCCUCCAGGUCUUGCUAAGUAUAGACGCUGUGUCCUCGCCGUUCUAACCUCGAACCUAAUACUAUCUCUCUACGAACCGGUCGGUUUACAGCGAAAAUGGACCCGAGUCGCCAUAGUUAACGACGCCUUGGGAAAUCAUUUCAAAUCCUCUAUCCAGGAUGAAGCCUUGAACCUGCGAAAGUCCAACAUUCGAUCGUUCGCGUGGUCCCCACCCCUUAAAUUAACAGCUACGGAGACUGCAAGUCCCUACACUGUUCUCCCUACUGAGAGUCGAUGGGGCUGGCACUUGCUUUCAGUCGCAAAUGAUGACAAUGAUGUGAUCUUCUUAAACGUUCAAAGAUCGCCAGCAGAGCUCUCUACUCUUUAUGAAACUGGUGUUCUCUCGGUGACUGCCCUCCCUGAAACAGAGGAAAAUUAUUCACAGCUGCAACCGUCAUCGAUCUUUGCGAAGAUUCUCAAAUCCAAGGUCAAAGUUUUAUCCAUGUCGUGGGGGCCAUGGCUACAUGCAUUAGCGAAGAGCCAGAAAAACUCCGCAAGUGGAUAUCUGGCUGUCACUCAUGGAACGACACUUAGGGUGUUACAACUAGACGUAGAUUUACCAUCUCGCAGCCGUGGAACAAACAUCGAGUUGCAAACCAAGUUGGAUGCUACUUCCAAAGAAACCACCUCCGCUGUAUGCCAUGAAGAUUUGAGUGGAUACCACUUCUCGGGACCUUUGGCAUGGCUUCAUACGGAUGACUCUCCGACUCUUUGUCUGGCCGCGGGUAUCCUGACAGGGCUAUUAUUGAUCAACUUCCCCAAAAAGAAUCAAAAAGGCGCACGUUCGUCUGGUCGGGCCCAAGUGCAGGAAUUGCCGUUCUACGAGACUUCCAAGACUGAAACAGGAGCCAGCACCCCGAGGCACUUGGAACCAAUUACUGCCAUGCUUGUAACAACGGACACUGCAACUCAAACCCCUGUACUCUAUGGCGCCACGGCCGGAGGAUAUAUAGGCGCGGUACCCUUCCAUCACGGCAAGAACGAAGCUUCAAUUCUGCCGGUCCCAUGGCAAGGUCAACUCGAUGACAUACGUGAGAAGUUCGAUUUUGACCGCGACCUUGGCGGCCUAGCUGUUGCGCGAGCUUGGGGUCUCACCUCCUACAAUGGAAUGGUCGCAGCUGGAAUUACCGUGCAUCCAGGGGAUAUGAUCGAAUAUCGCACAGCAGCAGAGGAACGGUUAACGAUCAUCAUAUCACCCGACGCGUCUCAAUCUGAUGGAGCUACGUCUGAAACAGUGGACAACUCCCCGGACCUCCAGCAUCGACGAGAGUCCGUUCUGGGAUACAUUCUACACUUUGAAGACAAUGACGAGAUUAGACAACCAUUGUCUUCGAAGAUCCUCUAUGCGGCAGCGUGCUGCACCAUCGUCGAAUCCACUAAUACGGCUUUGUUGUACCAAGCUCACAAAGUGUUAGUGAGGUUGGCUACAGCCACAGGUGCCGAUGUAACCGAUGAGCUUUCCAAAUGCUCGAUAUCCAAGAAUAAAAUCGCGUCGAAGUCUGCGGAGGCGCUUGAUGGACCAGGUGGCCAGAUGUUUGAACGAUGUGAUAUCUGCGAUGCUGGGAUCGAUUGGUAUUCGAGUCAGGAAGCUCAGUGCGCGACGGGUCACAUCUUUGUUCGCUGUGGCGUGACAUCAUUGGCUAUACAAGACCCUGGAGCAUCGAAACUCUGCUCGUCAUGUGGCAGAGAAUAUUUAAACGAAGAUGGCAUUGAGUCGUUUGAACCUGACUUACAGGACACCUGUCGAAUGCUUUUCGAUGCGUUUGAUACGUGUGUCUACUGCAAUGGCAAAUAUCAAGUCUAGAACUUGGAGCCUGAGGUAAAUUUUGUAUUCUUCAAUCUCU
Messenger RNA from Aspergillus ibericus CBS 121593, 2336 nucleotides. RefSeq lists its product as uncharacterized. Lineage: Eukaryota; Fungi; Ascomycota; Eurotiomycetes; Eurotiales; Aspergillaceae. Gene Ontology annotation, cellular component: transcription factor TFIIIC complex. The record is from RefSeq and is a predicted model, not a curated record. The coding region runs from base 155 to 2296 and encodes 713 amino acids. Gene Ontology annotation, biological process: transcription initiation at RNA polymerase III promoter. Gene Ontology annotation, molecular function: histone acetyltransferase activity. The transcript is spliced from 5 exons.